This is a messenger RNA of Trypanosoma conorhini, 801 nucleotides long. RefSeq lists its product as uncharacterized. The record is from RefSeq and is a predicted model, not a curated record. Lineage: Eukaryota; Euglenozoa; Kinetoplastea; Trypanosomatida; Trypanosomatidae. The coding region runs from base 1 to 801 and encodes 266 amino acids. The transcript has a single exon.
AUGCCCCCCACGCGGUCUGAGCGGCGGCUGGAUGAGGCAUCAACCGCGGUUGUCGUCCUCCUUUUUCUGAUUGUGGUGAUCUCCGCUUCUUGUGUGUUUUUUUUGUUCGUUCUUUCCCGCAUUUCUGUUUUGCCUGCGGGCGCGAAAGUCGAGGUCCCUGCCGGUAUGAUAAAAAUCCGAAUUCUGCACCUCAGCGUCCUCUCGGAGGAUGCAGGGGACUUCAGGCACGGCGGCCUCUACGUCGUGGUGCGCGUGGGCGACGAGGCGCAGCGCACGGCGGCCCUUGCAGAGGGCGACCGCGCUGCCUGGAACGAAGUCUUCCACUUUCACCUGCCCUCCCCUCCCGCCGCUGGCGUGGCAGCCGGCAGCGCGAGGGCGCUGCUGGAGGCCCCGCUUCUCGCGGGUGGCCCACCACCGCUGGAAAUGCCGCCGUACCCGCCCUCGUUGCCGCGGCGCCGGCUGCACGCCAGCGGCGUCGGUGGCAGCGACAUGGCCGCCGUCGCGCCCGCCGCACCGUGGGCCGGCAGCCCCUUCGACGUCCCGACGGUGGCGCUGGAGCUCUGGCGUCACUCGGCGACCUCCGAUGACUGCCUUGCGAAGUAUCACUUUCCUGUCGCGCACGAAGUGGGCGAGGGCGUCGUGGACAGUUGCGUGCGGCUCAGGAGUGCGUCUUCGUACUCCGUUGAGUUCGCCCUCCGCGUCCGUGUGGCGUUGGUGCACGCCGGCCCCGCCCACGCACUGCAGCGCCCCGCGCCCCAACGGGCAGUUCUGCGGGAACCGGCCGUUCUCUGGGGACCGUAG